AUGGAGAGCUCCCGCCUGCUGCCGCUCCUGGGCGCCGCCCUGCUGCUGCUGCUGCUGCUGCCGCCUCUGCUGGGCGUCCGUGCCCAGGAGGACGCCGAGCUCCAGCCCCGAGCCCUGGACAUCUACACCGCCGGGGAGGAUGCUUCUCACGAGAAGGAGCUGCCAAGGCGGCAACUUCGGGCUCCCGGCGCUGUGUUGCAGAUCGAAGCGCUCCAGGAAGUCCUGAAGAAACUCAAGAGUAAACGCAUUCCCAUCUAUGAGAAGAAGUACGGCCAGGUCCCCAUGUGCGAUGCAGGAGAGCAGUGCGCUGUGAGGAAAGGAGCGAGGAUCGGGAAGCUGUGUGACUGUCCCCGAGGAACCUCCUGCAAUUCCUUCCUCUUGAAGUGCUUAUGAAGGGCCAUCCCCCUCCUCCACGCGUCCCCUUCUUUCCCUAGAGGACCGCACCGUUAUCCCUGGAGCCUGGCUUUAGCAACAAUAAAGUUGUGCAUUUCCCUCCUAGGGUGAAGGGGCUCUCCCUCCCCUCCCCCGCUGUUUCAAAAAUAAAAGAACACAUUUGCUGUUUCCUGUGGAGGAUAAUGCCUUGUAUGGUGUUGUUGACACGUGUGCAAAGUAUUCUUUUCUCAUUUUGUUUGGUAUUCUUUCCUUAUUUUAUUUGUCUGACAAACUCUUGUGAGCAGUUGUGUAAAGACGAGGAACUUCGCUUUGAAAACUGUAUUUUUGUACGUGGCAUGGCCGAAUGGAAAUUAGACCUAGUUCAUCUUGGGGUAGGCAGAUGACAUCACAACCCGGAAAACAAAGCACCCCAGGCGACACAAUGGGAGCAUGGAUAAAUUAUACAGAAUAAAGUGCUUUUGAUAAUUGCUCACAGUGCAUGGCUGUAUCUACAAAAGUAACUGGAAGAAUGGGAUUCAUCAUGCUGUUGUUUUCAAAGAGAAAUAUUUUUAAAAUAGCUGUCUACUGGGAGAAUAGCACCUUAGCUCCAAGGAGCCUUGAGCAUUAAUUAGGAGUUUGCCACGCUAGCUUCAGUAUACUCUUUCUUUUUCUUUGACUGCAGUGGUGUGUGUGUGUGUGUGUGUGUGCAUGUGUGUGUGUGCACGUGCUCAGGGAAGGAGCCAGAAAGAAGGAAGGAGAUGGUUAGAUGAUACGAUAAAGUUUUGUUCAUUUAAAUUUCUAGCUAGACUACUUAGUUUUAGCAGUGAGCUUAGCCAGAGACACUGGCAUAUCGGUGUUUAUUGAAGUACUAUUCACAAUAGCCAAGAAGUGGAACCAGCUUAGAUAUCCAUCAACAGACGGAUGGAUAAAGAAAAUAUGGUACCUAUACACAAUGGAUCUGUA
Molecule: messenger RNA, 1335 nt
Organism: Jaculus jaculus (lesser Egyptian jerboa)
Lineage: Eukaryota; Metazoa; Chordata; Mammalia; Rodentia; Dipodidae
Gene: Cartpt
Product: CART prepropeptide
Exons: 3
Coding region: 1-393 (130 amino acids)
Biological process (GO): cellular response to starvation; negative regulation of appetite; G protein-coupled receptor signaling pathway
Molecular function (GO): neuropeptide hormone activity
Source: RefSeq, a predicted model, not a curated record